Gopherus flavomarginatus (Mexican gopher tortoise) is the source of this 3210-nucleotide messenger RNA. RefSeq names its product phospholipase C delta 4 (gene PLCD4). Bases 31 to 2301 code for a protein of 756 amino acids. The transcript is spliced from 15 exons. The record is from RefSeq and is a predicted model, not a curated record. Lineage: Eukaryota; Metazoa; Chordata; Testudines; Testudinidae. Gene Ontology annotation, biological process: intracellular signal transduction; lipid metabolic process. Gene Ontology annotation, molecular function: phosphatidylinositol-4,5-bisphosphate phospholipase C activity; calcium ion binding.
CCGUCGGGCCAAGCCCCUGAUGACAGCCCCAUGGCGUUGCACCUCUACAGCCCCCGCCUGCAGCUGGAUGAGACCCUGGAGCAGAUGCAGCAGGGGACUCUGAUGCGGAAGGUGAAGUCCAAGAGCUGGAAGAAGCAACGAUACUUCAAGCUGCAGGACGACUGCAUGACCGUCUGGUACAAGUCCAAGAAGACUGGCAACACCAAGUAUACCUUCUCCAUCAGCGACGUGGAGACGGUGCGGGAGGGGCACCAGUCCGAGGUGCUGCAGAGCCUAGCUGAGGAGUUCCCGCCCGAGCACUGCUUAACCGUCGUCUUCCACGGGCGGCGCGGGAACCUGGACCUGAUUGCCAGCUCCCCCAAGGAGGCGCAGUGCUGGGUCCGGGGCCUGCGCCGCUUGGUGGAGAUCGUCACCAAGAUGGACCAGCAGGAGAAGAUGGAUCAGUGGAUCUGCGACUGGUUCCACAAGGCCGAUAAGAACAAGGACGGGCGCAUGAGCUUCCAGGAGGUGUGGCAGCUCCUCAGGAUGAUGAACAUGGAGAUGAACGAGGACCACGCGCUGUGGCUCUUCCAGAUGGCCGACAGGUCGGAGUCGGGGACGCUGGAGGGCGAGGAGUUUGUGCUGUUCUACAAGGCGCUGACGCAGCGAGACGACGUGCUGGGCAUCUUCCAGGCAUUCUCCCAGGACGGGAAGAAGCUGACCCUGCUGGAGUUGGUGGAUUUCCUGCAGCAGGAGCAGCUGGAGGGGGAGAACACGCAGGAGUUCGCCAUGGAGCUGAUUGCCAGAUACGAGCCGUCCGACAGCACCAGGGCGCGCCAUGUGCUGAGCCUCGACGGCUUCCUCCUGUACCUGUGCUCGCCGGAAGGUGCCAUCUUUAACCCUGCUCACGGGCCGCUUUGCCAGGACAUGACCCAGCCCCUCUGCCACUAUUUCAUCUCCUCCUCGCACAACACCUACCUGCUGGAGGACCAGCUCCGGGGCCAGAGCAGCGUCGAGGGCUACAUCAGGGCUCUGAAGCGGGGCUGCCGCUGCUUGGAGGUGGACUGCUGGGACGGGCCCGGCGGGGAGCCUGUCGUGUACCACGGCCACACGUUCACCUCCAAGAUCCCCUUCAAGGACGUGCUCAGCACCCUGGGGCAGUACGCCUUCCAGGCGUCCGACUAUCCCAUCAUCCUGUCCCUGGAGAACCACUGCGGCCCGGAGCAGCAGCACCUCAUGGCCCAGCACCUGAAGGGCAUCCUGGGAGAGCGGCUGCUCACGGCCCCCCUCGACGCCCGCGACCCCACGCAGCUGCCUUCGCCGGAGGAGCUGAGAGGAAGGAUCAUUCUGAAGGGGAAGCGGGCAGAGAGCCUGGCACACUCGCCGAGCGGGCAGCCAGAUGAGGCCCCGCAGGGGGAGGCGUCCGAGGAUGAUGAUGGGCUGGAGGCAGAGGAAGAGAGCCUGAGCCAGGAGGCCAAGAGGAAGGCCAAGAAGUCCCAGGCCAAGGAGCUAUCUGACUGCAUCGUCUACUGCCACAGCGUCCCCUUCCACGGCUUCCAACCGGCGCUCGCCCACCGCCGGCCCUACGAGACGGCCUCCCUGCCCGAGGCCAAGGCCAGGAAGCUGAUCAAGGAGGCGGGGAACGAGUUUGUCCGUCACACUGCCCGGCAGCUGACGCGGAUCUACCCCAGCGGGCUGAGGACCGACUCCUCCAACUACGACCCGCAGGAGAUGUGGAACGUGGGCUGCCAGCUCGUGGCCCUGAACGUGCAGACGGCCGGGGUGGAGAUGGAUCUGUGCGACGGGCUCUUCCGGCAGAACGCCCGCUGCGGCUACGUGCUGAAACCGGCUUUCCUGAGGGACGCACGAACCGCCUUCGACCCCAACAAUCCCCGGAGCAGGGCCGGGGGCGGCCCGUGGAGCCUGGCAAUUCAGGUCAUCAGCGGGCAGCAGCUCCCCAAGGUGGCUGGCAGCAAGGCGAGUGCCAUCGUCGACCCCCUGGUGCGCGUGGAGAUCCAUGGUGUCCCCGCCGACCAGGCCAGGCAGGAGACCCAGGCCGUCAAUAACAACGGCUUUAACCCCCGCUGGGGCGAGACGCUGCGAUUCAAGGUGCACGUCCCCGAACUGGCCCUCGUGCGCUUCGUGGUGGAGGACUACGACAAGGCAUCCAGGAACGACUUUGUGGGCCAGUUCACCCUGCCCUUUGCUAGCAUCAAAUCAGGUUAUCGUCAUGUCCACCUCCUGUCCAAGGACGGCACGGCCAUCCCGCCUUCCUCGCUCUUCAUUCACGUCCAAAUCACGGAGCUUCCCUACCCCGAGUAGCAGCUGAGUGGGUCACGCCAGCCCCCUGUACCAGCUGCUAACAGCCCUGUCCCGACAGCUGCUGGAGAGACCCCGCCCGGCCUUGCCCUGCCCGCUUCCUGGCUGAGGCAGCUUUGCACAUCGCUUUUCUUUGGAACCUGCCUGUAGCCGUUUGGGCUGCUGCUAUUUGGUGCCCGACGGUUUGCCCAGAUCUCAGCCGGGCUGGGAGGCAGGUGAAUGCCCCUUGCAAUGUGGCGCAGACCUGGCAUCUUGCCCCGCUCCCCCCCUCCCCCGGGGCUGAGAACACGAUCAAGGCCGAGCUGCCAGGUGGGGCGCUUCGGGGGGCUUUGCACGUCCCGGCCAGUAGCACCCCGGUUUUUUCACUCCCUCGAGGGGGCUCAGGCCCAGCUAGGUGGCUAGAAUCAGGCCAGCUCUGCUGCCCCUCGCUGGGUUGGACAGCAGUGCCCCCAAUCACCCACAGCGGGCGGCCUCGUGGUGUUCGGCUUGCAAUAGCACCACUCGGAGUGGGGCCACGGCCCAGAACUACGCCUCUGCCCCACAGAGCUUCCAAGGGGAGUAAAGGACAAAAUCCAUGUGGGAACAGGCCGGUCAGCCUGCUGGGCAGGGUCAGUGCCCCAGCUGCCUCCCAGGGCUGCGUGGGGCUGGGGGCUGAUGGAGGGAGCUGGGUGGCCGUCUACAGGCAGCUCCUCCCCAGCGUAACGGGCAGCCCCAGAAAGCACUGAAGUGCCCACUGGACACUGUAACCCAUGAGCACCAGCCGGAGCCAGGAGCCACCGGUUCCCAUAGGCCCCAGAAGCUGCAAUGGGAGUAGCUGGUGCCUGGCUCAGCCCUUGCAGGGGCUCUCGGCCCAGCGGCAAGGCCCCUCGUCAGGUGCUCCAGGAAGAGCUGGUCUCUCCGUUUCAGAGGGUG